UGAGUAGAUCAUGGUUGACAUCAAUUGAUCAUGAGGAAUGAUGAUCCUGAGCAUGUCGUUGAUCAUUAGUGAACGGUGGGUAGGAAAAACGUCUUCCAUAUAUACCCAUGUUUUUCGCCUUGUCGUGGCUCAUUCCCAUUUUUCAGCUGAAAUCUUCCUUACCCGCACAUCCACGCAAGAGUUCCUCGAGUGUGAUCAUGGCCUCAGUCUCUGAAGUUCCGCAAACAGUCGAAUGGCAGGGCAAGCAGGUCCCCGUCUGGUCCAUGAGGACCAUCGACUACGGUCUUGUGCUCUCACAGGAUCCCGAUGAGGUAGAAAAGGUGACCAAGGCCUGUCUCGAGGACGGGUACUUCCAGCUCGACCUCAACGGCAUCGACGGCCGCGGCAUGCUCGAGGACCGCCAAGAGGUUCUCAAGCUGAUGCAUCGCUUCUUCGAGGCGCCGCUCGAGGCCAAGAACGAGUACGGCCUGAUUGAUUCCCAUCUCGGCUACGAGCCGGUCGGCAACCGAACGGGUGCCUUUGGGGCGGGCACCAAGGAUGGGUACGAGAUGCUCAAGGUGUCGCGAGACGAGAUCCAGCAAGGCAGCCCCAGAGUGCCGUCACCCAUCAAGAACAGCGGCGAUCUGCACAUUCUGGAGCGGGCGAUUGGCAGCUGCAACACGGUCACCAAGGUCAUCCUCUCGGCCCUGUCUACCGGUAUGGGCCUCGCCGGGGCCGAGCGCUUCGAGAAGUCGCACCGCAACGACCGGCCCUCGACCACGACGCUGUCCAUGAUGCACUACCUCCCGGCCGAAGUGACGGGCCAGAGCAAGAUCGGGCACCAGAAGCACACCGACAUCAGUUCGCUGACGCUGCUCUUUAGCGACCAGUGGGGCCUUCAGAUCCGGCCCCCCGGCGAGUGCGGCGCGCGCGAGAUGGGCUUCGUCGAGCCCAAACCCGGUUGCGCCUUUGUGCACGUCGGCGACUCGCUGCGGUUCGCCAGCGGCAUGAAGUUCCAGUCGUGCAUCCACCGCGUGGUACCCUUCGACCCGGCCGAACACCGCUACUCGAUCGCCUACUUCCUCCGGGCCGAGGACGAUACCAUGUUCAUGGACAGCGAGGGCCGCUACGUGACGGCCAAGGAGUGGCACGACCAAAAGUUCAAGGCCUUUACCGACCCGCCCGUGUGGCAGGCCAUGGCGCCCAAGUCCAUGAUCCUUGGCGGCAUGAAGGAGGAUGGAGCUGACGACCGCGAGCCUGUGGCCCCCUUUGUCCCUGAAGUUUCCAAGGAGACGGCAGUUCAGGCAUAAGGCCCCUGCGUACAUGCAUCCGUCAGCGGUUUCAAACAGGGCCCGCUUAACUCUCUGCUGUACUUGACUCCUUAUUUCACUCGCUAGCGUCGGCCUAUCUCAGUUUAGGGGUAGCAGUUGUUCUCUAGGUCCAAUUCAAUCCAGAGCAGCAAGAUGAACCACCAUGAGAUCUACCUUCAAUCAACCCUCCACAGCUCACCCUUCUCCUGAGCCUCGGCCACAAGCUUGUUGUAAAUGGCCACCUUCUCCUCGUACUCACGCACCAGAUCGUCAUCACGCUU
This is a messenger RNA of Parathielavia appendiculata, 1570 nucleotides long. Its product is annotated as Clavaminate synthase-like protein. The record is from RefSeq and is a predicted model, not a curated record. Bases 108 to 1289 code for a protein of 393 amino acids. The transcript has a single exon. Gene Ontology annotation, molecular function: 2-oxoglutarate-dependent dioxygenase activity. Lineage: Eukaryota; Fungi; Ascomycota; Sordariomycetes; Sordariales; Chaetomiaceae.